Gastrolobium bilobum is the source of this 579-nucleotide messenger RNA. RefSeq names its product ethylene-responsive transcription factor ERF020-like. The record is from RefSeq and is a predicted model, not a curated record. Gene Ontology annotation, molecular function: DNA binding; DNA-binding transcription factor activity. Bases 15 to 527 code for a protein of 170 amino acids. Gene Ontology annotation, biological process: regulation of DNA-templated transcription. Lineage: Eukaryota; Viridiplantae; Streptophyta; Magnoliopsida; Fabales; Fabaceae. The transcript has a single exon.
CAAGUUGUGCCUAAAUGAGUUUCAAUUCAUCAGGGCUGCAUGGAACGACUACCGCAAAUGAGCACAAGAAGUUUAAGGGAGUUCGGCGACGAAAAUGGGGCAAAUGGGUAUCGGAGAUUCGUGUGCCUGGCACGCAAGAACGCCUCUGGUUGGGUACAUAUGCCACACCGGAGGCUGCAGCUGUGGCUCACGACGUAGCUGUGUAUUGUCUGAGGAGUCCUUCGAAGUUGGACAGACUUAACUUCCCUGAGACUUUGUCUUACUAUUGUGUUCAGCAAAGGGACAUGUCUCCCAGGUCUGUUCAGAAGGUGGCUUCGGAUGCUGGCAUGGAUGUUGAUGCCCGCAACAUUGCUGGCAAAACAUCACCGGUGGCAGAAACUUACGAAAAUGAAAAGAAAACUGAUACUGAUCAUUCUCUUGAUGUGUUUUGGUGGGAAGGUUUAGGGGAUGACUGUGGGACUUGGCAAGGAACUGAAGAUUAUAGAGAAGGGGAGGCCUUGAGCAUUUCCAUUGAAGAUUAUCUUUAGGCGUUCAAGUUUUUUUUUUUAAGUUUCUCAUCGAGUUCAUUUUUCCGACUAA